Messenger RNA from Sphaerodactylus townsendi, 1114 nucleotides. It is a transcript of the gene PDF, whose product is annotated as peptide deformylase, mitochondrial. Gene Ontology annotation, biological process: N-terminal protein amino acid modification; peptidyl-methionine modification. The record is from RefSeq and is a predicted model, not a curated record. Gene Ontology annotation, molecular function: peptide deformylase activity. Gene Ontology annotation, cellular component: mitochondrion. Lineage: Eukaryota; Metazoa; Chordata; Lepidosauria; Squamata; Sphaerodactylidae.
GUCGGGGAAGGCAUGGCGGGGCGGGGGCUGCUGGGCGCGUGGUGGUGGGCGCGGGGGCUGGGGCCGGUGCGGCAGGUGGGCGACCCGGUGCUGCGGGGGGCGGCGGCGCCGGUGGCGGCGGGGCAGGCGGGGGGCGCGGAGGUGCGGGCGCUGGUGGGGGCGCUGGUGCGGGCGCUGCGGCGGGAGGAGGGCUGCGUGGGGCUGAGCGCGCCGCAGCUGGGGGUGCCGCUGCAGGUCUUCGUGGCCGAGCUGCCCGAGCGCCUCCUGCGCCGCGCCCCGCCCCCUGCGCCGCGCCCCGCCCGCCAGAUGCGCGCCUUCCCGCUGCGCGUCUUCGUCAACCCCACCCUGCGCGUCCUCGACGCCCGCCUCCUGAGCUUCCCCGAGGGCUGCCGCAGCCUCCCGGGCUUCUCGGCCGCCGUGCCCCGCUACCAGGCCGUGCUCGUGGAAGGCCUGAAUGAAGCUGGCGAGGAGACCUCCUGGGAGGCCAGCGGCUGGGCAGCCCGCAUCGUCCAGCACGAGAUGGACCACCUCCAGGGGAUCCUCUACAUCGACAGGAUGGACAGCAAAACCUUCGCCAACCUGCGCUGGGCCCAGCUGGCAGAGUGACCUCACGGGGGGGGGGGCGGCACUACUCCACAUCUGAGCCCACCAAGCCACCAAGCCCUUCGCACAGGGCCUGUCCACAAAGGGGCCAGUUGGUCAUUACCCAGCUGCACAGGCCAGCUGGGCCACCUCUUGACGCUGGCCGGGCACGCGAUGUCGGCAAAAGAAGUUAAUCCUCUGCGAGGGAGAGGCUGACCCCCACCUGCACACUGCAUUUGGCCUCCUGCCUAGCCUGUUGAUGCAGCACCUCCUCGAUGGCCCACGACCGAGGGAAACGGGGCCCGUGCUGCAAGCCCACACUCAUAUGGGAAAUGAAGCCUGGCAAAGGUCAGCCAAGGCUGCUUAGCUUCUCUACCCCCCCCCACCCCCCACCCCCAUUCCCUGCAAAAAGCCUGCAGAGCCUCACAUUACAAGUACUGAUUUGAAGUCUUGACAGUGGAAAAGACGGGGCUUGUGCAUUUGGUUCCAGUUCAGUAACAAGCAAAGUAAACGGGACAUAUAAAGACGUCAA